AUGAAUGUGUUUCUCGACACCUCCAUAUUUUUGGGGAAAUUUCUAUAUUAUUUUUUAGAAUCUUUAUUUUACAAGAUAAUUUCCAAGAAGAAAAAGGACGUUACUGGAGAGAUUGUCCUUAUAACAGGAGCUGCAAGUGGACUUGGGAGGUUAUUGGCUAUCAAAUUUGCCAGGCUUGGAGCCAUUUUAGUUCUAUGGGACAUUAACAAAGAAGGCAACAUGGAAACGUGUAGAAUGAUCAAAGAAAAGCAGGUUGCGAAAGUAUUUGCCUAUACGUGCGACUGUAGUAAUAGACAAGAUGUCUACAGAGCUGCUGACCAGGUUAAGAAGGAAGUGGGCAACGUGACUAUCCUCAUUAACAAUGCAGGGGUCGUGACAGGAAGAGAGUUCCUCAAAACUCCAGACCACAUGGUGGAAAGAUCAUUUCUUACCAACGCCAUGUCUCACUUCUGGACUUGUAAGGCCUUCCUUCCUGCCAUGCUUGAAGCUAACCAUGGUCACUUAGUCUGCAUUUCAAGUAUAGCAGGAAUGACCGGGAUCAAUGGUCUGUCAGAUUACUGUGCCAGCAAGUUUGCAGCUUAUGGCUUUGCGGAGUCUCUCCACUUUGAAUUAAGACUAUUACAAAAAACUAAUAUUAAAACCACCAUUAUUUGCCCAUAUUUUAUCCAAACUGGAAUGUUUGAGGGCUGUUCAACCAACUGUCCUUCUCUCUUACCGAUUCUGGAACCAGAAUAUGCAGUCAGGAAGAUAGUAGAUGCUAUCCUGCAAGAAAACCUGUACCUGUAUAUGCCCAAGUUUAUAUACUUCAUGGUGUUUUUAAAAAGCUUCUUGCCCCUCAAGCUGGGGCUGCUUUUGGCUGAGUACCUGGGGACCUUUAAUGUAAUGGAUGGCUUCACUGACUCCAGGAAGAAAAACUGA
Rangifer tarandus platyrhynchus (Svalbard reindeer) is the source of this 918-nucleotide messenger RNA. The record is from the annotation of a GenBank genome assembly. Lineage: Eukaryota; Metazoa; Chordata; Mammalia; Artiodactyla; Cervidae.